AUGGCCAGUUUCACUGAGGCCGAACUGCUAAAGGGGUUGUGCUCUGCUCAGAUGGAGGCAACUGCCUUAGCAGGAGCCCUUCUGAGAAAGGUUGCGGCUUCCAAAGGCAAAGUGGGGCCACUGAAGGUAAAGUUGGAGGAGGCGAAGGUCCAACUUGAAAGUUUGAGGAGAAAAACUGCCGGAUGGAAGAAGACCGUGCGGAGUGUGUGCAGUAGGGGGCUGGAGGAGGCCCAGAAGGCCAAGAAGAUGGAAGUGUUGGCAAUGGUACAGGGCUAUUCAGCCGAUCAGGCCAAUGCAGAGAUGCUUGCGACCAAGUUGAUAAGGUUUUUGGUAGAUAGCUACAACAAUCCAAUUCCAGCAAUUUUGGAGAUUCCUUCCAAGGACCAUCCUUACGAUCCAACACAUGAUUCUGUUCUUUCAAGAGUGAAGUACCUCUUCUCUGCUGAAUCAGUGGCAUCGGGAAGGCGCUAA
Messenger RNA from Camellia sinensis, 471 nucleotides. NCBI's taxonomy places the organism in Eukaryota, Viridiplantae, Streptophyta, Magnoliopsida, Ericales, Theaceae. The record is from RefSeq and is a predicted model, not a curated record.